Nilaparvata lugens (brown planthopper) is the source of this 3053-nucleotide messenger RNA. Its product is annotated as cytochrome b reductase 1. Gene Ontology annotation, molecular function: oxidoreductase activity. The coding region runs from base 234 to 1160 and encodes 308 amino acids. NCBI's taxonomy places the organism in Eukaryota, Metazoa, Arthropoda, Insecta, Hemiptera, Delphacidae. The transcript is spliced from 6 exons. The record is from RefSeq and is a predicted model, not a curated record.
UGGAGCUCAGUCUGCGUCUAACCUCCGUGCUGAAAGGUUGUAGAACAUAACCUCAAAUUCAGAUUCUCGCGCCUUAUCACUAUUUAUUACUAAUCAAAAGUAGUGGGGGAGUAUUACUAAAUAACUACUUGUGCUCUGUGUGUGUCGGUUACUCUAGCUGUUAUUUGUGUGCGUGUGUCAGUGAUUUUGGACCGAAAAAGCCAGGGAGAGGUUGAAGGAUAUAGAGGACAAUCAUGGAGGAAGGAGAGGGUGGAGCCAACCCUGUGGCGCCCAUGGCAGAAUUUGAUAAGACGCCCCCGGAAGAGGGCAGCCAAGGCACCAUACCCCUAGACGAUCUCCCACCUCCACCACUGCCUCAUUCAGCCGGGACCACCGCCAUUUCGAUCAACGAGUCCCAGUCGGCUCCAGACAGCGCGGCGUCCAAUGAGAGCAAGCAGGAGAAGAAAAAACGGAAGGAGAAGGAGGCUAAAGAAAAACAAUACCAGAGCGACUAUGACUCCGGGGAAGAUGACAUGUCAUGUGGGAGAUGGUGCGAAUAUGUGCUAGUGGUUGUGUUGGCAUCCCUGCUGCUGCUAUCUGCCCUCAUACUGGUGCUGUUCUGGACUCUCUACUACCGCAAGGGCUACGCCUGGCAGGAGUCACCCGAACACCAGUUCAAUCUGCACCCCACACUGAUGGUGGCCGGGUUCAUAUCGUUCAGUGGGUUCUCAAUGCUCCUCUACCGUAUAAGCCGCUGUUGCCGGCAGAUCUACGUGAAACUGUUUCACAUGCUGUUCCAUGCGCUGGCGAUUCCCUGCAUUGUGAUUGGCUUCAUAGCAGUUUGGGACUCCAAGAACCUCUCCGUUCCACCGAUCAAGAACUUCUACUCUAUGCACAGCUGGAUGGGACUCAUCACCAUGGGACUGUUUGCUCUACAGUUUGUAGUGACCACAUUCAUGCUGGCUGUAGCCACCUGCCUUACAGGCCUUACUCAGAAGGCUAUCCUACAAUUCGGCAAGGACUAUGCCAUCUGGCCUGAGGAGAGCAUCAUAAUGAACGCACUAGCCAUGGUGCUCGUGGCUCUUGGCAUCCUGGUGAGCUAUGCUGUGCGACGCGACUCAUUUGGCCGACGCCCUGGACAAAGUCAAGAUGGUGGCAAGCUGAUCAGCGAAAGGUUAUAGGGCAGGGUUGAGCCGUUGGAACAGCUAGAGCCGGCACGAUUUUAGAAAACUGUUCUACAAAGCAUACAACAACAACAACAACACAGAACACCUAAUGGUGACACACUAAAGUCUAAUACAACAUCAACAACACAGAACACCUAAUGGUGACACAAAACUACUGAUCCCAAAAAUGGUGAAACGAAAAGCCUGUUGAUCCCAUGAACAGCAACACUAAACUCAUGAUCCCAAAAAUGGUGAAACAAAAAACUUGAUGAUCCCAAAAAUGUUACACAAAACUUAUGAUCUUCAAAAAUAAUGACAACAAAUCCCUAGAGCCCGAACCAUGCCAAAAAUAGUCCAUACAACCCUGGAAACUGAGCACUGAAGUUCACUUUGAUCUGUCCACAUCAGUAUCGAAUAGAAUAUGAUGUUGGUGAAGGGGUGAAGUUUGGAUAGUAAUGUCCACUCUAUCACUGAACCCCAUUAAACCUUGAAUGCCAGAAGUGGUGCAUAAGCUGCUCUGUACAAAGAACUGGACUGUCCACAUUAGCUGAAUGGGAAGCAUAUUGAUGUUAUUCAUAAGAAAUGUUGACAGUUUAAAUGAAUCUCACCAUAGUCCCAACCAAAGUCCUCCGACCCAAUUUCAAUUUUUGAUGGAAUUCUUGAUGGUGAUCAACAAGGAAUUUCAAAAAGAUACACACAAUGUUUUAAAAGACAACACCUACCACACCUGACUAGGUACUCUACAAACAAAACUAACAAAAUACCUGAAUAAACCAAGAUAAAAGACAAAUCAAAAGAAUGUAUUACAAAGAUAUACGGUAGUUAAGAGCAUCUUGAGUACUGUUUUGAGUGUUAUGGAGAUUUCUAGUAUGUUAUGAUUCAUAUUCAUUUAUCAUUUUUACAAGAGGGGACUGACCGGGAGAGAAAAACUAAGAAUAUGGUACUCCUUGUACUAUUUUUCUCCCAUAUUUAGAUUACAUUUUGAGAGUUGGAAAUAGGGUUAUGAUUCCAAACUUCUGAAAUUUAGUCCAGAAAAGAUUGUUAAUUGAAUUGAAUGUUCUGUUCUAUUUAUGGAUAUAUCUAUUUGUUAUACAUGUCAAACCAGAGUCUAUUGUGGAAAAUCUAGAAAUAGUUUUUAAUUUUGUUAUUAAGCUCAAAUUUGUUCAACACAGACAUCUGAGAAAAAUAGUUACCUAUGAAUUGUUAAAACAGAAAAUAUUCAAUAGUCUAUGCAAUUGAUUAUAAUAUUAAUUUUGUGUCUUAGCAGAUUGGAGGUUGAUUUUCUUUGUUGAAAAAUAUUGACAAUGGGUUGAACCUAUGAAUUGUUGAAACAGAAAAUAUUCAAUAUUCUAUAUAAUUGAUUGUAAGAUUAAUUUCAUGUCAUGGCAGGCUAAAGGUUGAAAAAUAUUGAUAAAUUAGAUUGACAAUGGGUUACUUAGAAUAUUUAAAAAAUUGAUUCAAUUUUGAAAUGGUGUAAUAUAUGCAAAUGUCUAUAGUUAUCCAUUAGAAUGGAAUUUGAGGUAUUUGAAAUCUCUAUUGAGGUUGUAUAUUGAGAUAACCAUCGGUUGUUAAGAUUAAUUGUCUUAAAUCUCUAUUGAGGUUCAAACUAACCUAACUAAAUGAAACCAUACCCAACCUGAACUAAUUUAACCUAACUGAACCUGAUAACAAUUCACCCUAACCAUCCAUAAAACCCUGAUCUCCAAUGAAUUCAUGUUUUGCUGGACAGAAAAAUAAAAAACCAUUGGCUCUUAUGGAAGUGUUCACACUAAUGUGUAAACACUCCCAUAAGUUCCUAUUGUAUCCUUUUUCUACCUAGCAGCAAAGAAAUCCAUUGGGCAGUGGGACACAAUUUACCAAACAAUUAUUGAUUUUAAAAAAAACCUGUAAAUAAAUCAUUAUACUGAA